Molecule: messenger RNA, 5902 nt
Organism: Protopterus annectens (West African lungfish)
Lineage: Eukaryota; Metazoa; Chordata; Ceratodontiformes; Protopteridae
Gene: PDE11A
Product: phosphodiesterase 11A
Exons: 20
Coding region: 366-3083 (905 amino acids)
Biological process (GO): signal transduction
Molecular function (GO): protein binding; 3',5'-cyclic-nucleotide phosphodiesterase activity
Source: RefSeq, a predicted model, not a curated record
GUAUGUGAGCGUGUGUCUGCUCUGCUUGCUGGUCCUUCUUCAAAGGAUAACCUGAGCAUCUUCAGCACAGCAGAUAGGCAUCGCGGAAUUAGGAGUACAGUCGCUUACCCUCAGUAGCAUAAAAAGGAGGUGUAAAGCAGUACCUUUAUGAUUUUAUCAACGGUGAGACUUAAAAAAAGACAGUGCUUGGGACUGCUAGUGUCAGACCUCGUUUUAUAUUAAAACACUGGAGCUGUUUGCUUUAUUUCGUUUAUCUUGUAGUUUAUUACCUUGAGGAAAAAUGUGAUUUCUCAAAAUGUUCAGGAAAUUUGACGUGAAACCUCACAAGGUUUUGCCUGAGAGGGUGAACUGAAGUGACCUCAUUGAUGGCUUUGUCUAGAACUGCUAAGACCAUGUCAACUACAGAGCUAGACUUCACUGAAGUUGAAAGUUUCCUGGACAAGCACCCGGACCUUUUUGAAGAUUAUCUUAUCCGAAAGGGAAAACAAAGCAUGGUGGAAAAGUGGCUCAAAAAUCACCAGGUUGCCAAAGUACCUCUUAACACUGGCGGCUCAGAGGACAAGACUGGUGGACCCCGGGAAUGCUGGGUCACCAAGGGCGAUGGGCUACAACGACGGGCCUCACAGAAAGAGCUCCGGAAAACUUUUGCUCGUUCAAAGGCCAUUAAUGUAAAUCGAACCUAUGACGAACAUGUGAAUUCAAGAGCUCAGGAGCCCCUGUCUAGCAUGAGGCGGAGGGCACUGCUGAGAAAGGCUAGUUCAUUGCCCCCUACAACAGCCCAUAUCCUGAGUGCUCUACUUGAGUCUAGGGUAAACAUCCCACAGUACACAUCUACCGCCAUUGACUAUAAGUACUACCUCAAGGAGCACAACGAACGCCAGUUUUUCCUUGAACUAGUCAAGGAUAUUUCUAAUGACUUGGAUCUAACGAGCCUCAGUUACAAGAUUCUAAUCUUUGUAUGCGUUCUUGUUGAUGCAGAUCGCUGCUCCCUGUUUUUGGUUGAAGGCAGCGCCAACAAGAAGACGUUGGUUUCAAAGUUUUUCGAUGUGCAUGCUGGCACCACAAUGUUGCCAUCCUGCAGCAUAGAGAACUCCAACGAAGUGCAAGUGCCCUGGGGCAAGGGCAUCAUUGGAUACGUCGCAGAGCAUGGUGAGACUGUCAAUAUAUCCGAUGCAUAUCAGGAUCGUCGAUUUAGUGAUGAAAUUGAUAAACUGACUGGCUACAAGACAAAAUCAUUGCUAUGCAUGCCCAUACGAAACAGUGAUGGAGAAAUUAUAGGUGUUGCUCAGGCUAUAAAUAAAGACCCUGGAGGUGCCCCUUUCACAAAAGAUGAUGAAAAGCUGUUGCAGAUGUAUCUUCCAUUUUGUGGAAUCGCCAUAUCCAAUGCUCAGCUGUUUGCAGCUUCUAGAAAGGAGUAUGACCGAAGCAGAGCUUUACUGGAAGUAGUCAAUGAUCUGUUUGAGGAACAGACAGACUUAGAAAAAAUAGUAAGAAAAAUUAUGCAUCGAGCACAAACAUUGCUGAAGUGUGAAAGGUGUUCUGUGUUACUCCUGGAAGACAUUGAGUCACCGGUGGUAAAGUUUACCAAAUCCUUUGAGCUGCUUUCUCCAAAAUGCAGUGCAGAUGCAGAGAACAGUUUUAAAGACAGCCUUGAGAAGUCAUCAUAUUCAGACUGGCUAAUUAACAAUAGCAUUGCUGAGCUUGUAGCUUCAACAGGUCUUCCAGUGAAUAUCAGUGAUGCAUACCAGGACCCUCGAUUUGAUGCUGAAGCUGAUCAAAUUUCAGGCUUCCACAUACGAUCUGUACUCUGUGUCCCUAUAUGGAACAGCAACCAUCAAAUAAUUGGAGUGGCUCAGGUGCUAAACAGACUUGAUGGCAAACCUUUUGAUGAUGCUGAUCAGAGACUAUUUGAGGCAUUUGUUAUUUUCUGUGGCCUUGGCAUCAACAACACUAUAAUGUAUGAUCAAGUGAAAAAGUCCUGGGCAAAGCAAUCUGUGUCACUGGAUGUGCUGUCUUAUCAUGCAACUUGUUCAAAAGCUGAAGUUGACAAAUUUAAGGCAGCAAACAUCCCUCUGGUACAUGAGCUUGGUAUUGACGAAUUUCACUUUGAUGACUUCUCACUUGACGUUGAUGCCAUGAUCACAGCAGCCCUCCGAAUGUUCAUAGAGAUGGGGAUGGUUCAGAAGUUUAAGAUUGAUUAUGAGAUUUUAUGUAGAUGGCUGUUGACCGUCAGAAAAAAUUAUCGGAUGGUUCCUUACCACAACUGGCGGCAUGCAUUUAAUGUGGGUCAGAUGAUGUUUUCCAUGUUAACAACGGCAGGUUUUCAAGAGAUGCUGACUAACAUUGAGGUGCUUGCUCUGAUUGUGGGCUGUCUGUGUCAUGACCUGGAUCACAGAGGAACGAACAACGCUUUCCAAGCCAUGACAGGUUCAGCUCUUGCACAGCUGUAUGGCACCUCUGCUACUCUGGAGCACCAUCAUUUCAACCAUGCUGUCAUGAUCCUACAAAGUGAGGGACACAACAUCUUUGCAAACCUGUCCUCCAGGGAGUACAGUGACCUCAUGCAACUGCUGAAGCAGUCAAUACUGGCAACAGACCUCACUCUGUACUUUGAAAGGAGGAGUGCGUUUUUUGAACUUGCAAGGAAGGGAGAGUACAACUGGAAUGUCAAGACACAUCGAGAAAUGUUUCGAUCAAUGCUGAUGACAGCUUGUGACCUUGGAGCUGUGACAAAGCCAUGGGCUAUAUCAAGACAGGUGGCAGAAUUGGUAACCAGUGAAUUCUUUGAACAAGGAGAUAGGGAAAGAUCAGAAUUGAAACUCAUCCCUUCGGCUAUUUUUGAUCGAAACAGAAAAGAUGAACUCCCACGACUACAAUUAGACUGGAUUGAUGGGAUCUGCAUGUCACUUUAUGAGGCAUUAUCGAAGAUUAAUACCAAGCUUCAAGUCAUGGUAGAUUCUGUUGCAGCAAACCGUGCUAAAUGGGAAGAACUCCAUCAGAAACAGAUGAAAUCUCAGGGGAACACUGCUUCAGCCAAAGCUACCACCACUAACAAUCAAGUAUCACUGGAAGAUAUUAGCUAGGUCUGUAGGUAUCAACACCAUGUAGAUGUCAUUACUGAUUGAAACAAUGUUGUUGAGGUCAGCCAAUGAAAAUGUUUCACAAAGGUUAUUUCAGCAGAAUAAGAGGUGUUGCUGUUGGACACAGGGCUGCUGUUUUGCCUUGAAAAUGAUUUGGAGCCUGAACAGAAGGCCAAAUGGAAUGAUUAGAAACUUAGUGAGCUCUCACUCUUUAAGAUGGUAUAGAAAGUACAGUGGUAGCCAGUGCAACCAGUUCUCUUUCAGCUGCAACAGAACAGCUGUUCUGUUAUGAUGUGCUAAGCUCUGUGAGACUUGGUAUGCUGCCUUCUUUUCAGUAGCUACACUGGCUUUAGUGUAUAAUCAGGCAGUAGACUUCAAAGUCAUCAGAGAAUGCUCAGGCAGGUAGCAAAAUACAGAGCAACAGUCAUCUUGAAUUGUUAAUUGUAUGCAUCUACUAAUUGCUAAAUGUAUGUCAUGGGUUACUUACUGCCUGCUUUUUUAUUAUGCUCUGUCAAACUCUGUUUUGGGCUUGAAUGUUUUGAAAAUGUAUCACUUUUGUAUUUUACAGCUAUAUUUUUGAUGUAAUAAUGCCAUACUGCUUAAAACUUUACAGUCACCUUCUACAGAAAAAGCUGACACAAGAAGUACUUUUCAUUACAACUACAAUGCUUUAUGUAAAUUGUCAAAACUGGUGUUUUCCUUUGUUCUGUUUUUCUUUUUUGCUAAUAAAGAUUUUUAUAACAAAGGUUUCCUCUACUGGCAGAACAGACUAAAGGAAGAAUAUUACUAAAAAAAUGGGAGUUGACUUAUUGCUGAACUAAAAUCAAAUGGCAGUGAGAAACUUUUGCAUAUGCACAUCUGUACUUAAUCUUGGGUCUAAAUUCCCAGGAAAUAUUUAGACUUGCUAGUGUUCAGUUUCUAUAAAACAAGCUGCAGCUAUUGCUUGCUAAACAAGUUACAUUUAUUGCUGUUUAUAAUGCAAUUGUAAGCAAUUAAUUUUUUUGGUGGGGGGGGGGUUACCUUUUGUUUCAGUGUUUAUGUUCUAGCACUCAGAUGACACAUUCUUACAGCUCAUGAGAACUGGGCCGUAUAAAACAACAUUUCCUGUAAAUAAAGAAAACAAUAAUUUUGUAUUUUUUCAGUGAAAUUAUAUUUUGCCAUUAGGUACGGCUGAAGUGAAAUAUUACACAUUAUAGUUGCAUGGUUCUAACACAUCUGAAGCUGUUUUGAUUUAAUCAUAAUACAUCUUGAAAACUUAGAAUAAUAAUUACUAAAAAAGUAUAAGAGUGUGGGAAACUACUAUUCCAGAAAUAGCAUAGAUAAGACUGUGCAUGAUGGAUUUGCUGAACUAUUGACUUUGUUUGCUUAAAAUGUCUAGAUUAGUUCUUAAGAGAAGAAAACACAGCUACCUCACCAUUUAAUGAGGCUAUAUUUAAGCUGAACAUUUACAGAAUUAACAUUUAACCUUUCCUUUACAAACAUUUAAAUAUAAAUGUUUUCCAUGGUAAAAUAUUCCACUAAAAAGCAAAUCUUAUACUGUGGAAGCAUGUUCACAUAUUACUUCUUACUGAAACAAUGGUCCAGAUAGUGCAAAAAGGACAAUUUAUGGUAGCUAUAGUUCUGUAGAAAAUGUUUCCAUCCAUGUUACAACAAUGUUCUUUUGUUCUAUUCAGUGAAUGAAACACUAGGCUAAAUAUAAAGGAAUGGCUGUCCAAUUAAAGAUUUUCAGUUGUGCAGUUUUGCCAUUUAAUUUAUUGCAGCUAAUUGAAAAUAUCCCAGGACUGAACUUUUUUUUGCCAUACUAUAUAAAGAAGGAAGGACUGACAGAAAAACAUGAAUUUAAGAAUUAUAAACCCAGAACCAGAAUCAUAAUGGCACCAAAAAAACAUUAUUAACAUUAAUUUCAAUGGAUAAAACAAAUUAACAACAAAACAACAGUAAUGCAUUAGGCAGGGAGUAAUAUAUGAAUAACAUGGUCUCUACCCAUGGAACUUGACCUAAGUAACAUAAGCACAUGCCCAUGUGCAACUUACAUAGGGCUAACCUUUCUUUCUCUGUUUUCUUCCCGAGUUAGCUUAUUAAACUCACUAGGAAAAAGCUUAUUUUUGUUUGGCGGGGGGGGGGGGGCACUGUCUGGUCACAUAGUUGGCAAAUGAAGAUUGAUGAAAUCAAAACGUGGCAUAGAGGAAGAAGCAGGAGAAAAGACGAAGAGAAGUAAGCUGCAGCACAAGUAACUACUACAGUUGUGUUAGUUUCCAUGCAGUGUUUACUGGGUCAAAUUUUAACUAGCAUUCAUUGCCUGGUACCUGUAUUAACCUCCCAUCAAAAUCCACAGUAUCUAUUCAGAAUUCUCACUCUCUGUUUUUCCACCAGUCUUUUAACUCAGCUAAUCAUCACCAUCACUAUUGUCAUUCUCAUCAUCAUCAUCUUUCUCGACUUUUAUAGAAUUUUAUACACUUAACAUUGCCACAUCAUUCUGUUGAGGCCUAAGUCAGUUUAUUAUUCACAACAUGCCAAGCUGAUUCCUCUUUUAUAACCUUUUCUGAGUACUUAUUUUCAAGAUAAUUAAAAAUGAUAAAAUAUUUGAAAUGUGAUACAAAUUAUGAAGUAUCUGACACAAACAUAAAAAACAGAAAGGACAGAAAUGCAAAUAAGACAUAUGAGAAGGAGGAGACAGGAGAGAUGCUGAAUAAUUAUUUGAGGGAGAAUUAAAUGGCGGAAGUCACAACAAUACCAAAUUAAUAUUUAUUCUCUAUUGUUUUAAACAAAAAACAUCUUUAUUAAAUUAUCACAUAUGACAUAGACAAUCAUACAUUUAUAUA